This is a messenger RNA of Chionomys nivalis (European snow vole), 1725 nucleotides long. It is a transcript of the gene Cnga4, whose product is annotated as cyclic nucleotide gated channel subunit alpha 4. Gene Ontology annotation, molecular function: protein-containing complex binding; cGMP binding; intracellularly cAMP-activated cation channel activity. Gene Ontology annotation, biological process: monoatomic cation transmembrane transport. The coding region runs from base 1 to 1725 and encodes 574 amino acids. NCBI's taxonomy places the organism in Eukaryota, Metazoa, Chordata, Mammalia, Rodentia, Cricetidae. The record is from RefSeq and is a predicted model, not a curated record. The transcript has 6 exons. Gene Ontology annotation, cellular component: intracellular cyclic nucleotide activated cation channel complex; plasma membrane.
AUGAGUCAAGACAACAAAGUGAAAACAACAGAGUCCAGCCCCUCAGCCCCAUCCAAAGCCAGGAAGAGGCUGCCUGUCCUAGACCCUUCUGGGGAUUAUUACUACUGGUGGCUGAACACGAUGGUCUUCCCAGUCAUGUACAACCUCAUCAUCGUUGUAUGCAGAGCCUGCUUUCCUGACUUGCAGCACAGUUACCUGGUGGCCUGGUUUGUCCUAGACUACACGAGUGACCUGCUGUACCUACUAGACAUCGGGGUGCGCUUCCACACAGGAUUCCUAGAGCAAGGCAUCCUGGUGGUGGACAAAGGUAUGAUCGCCAGUCGCUAUGUCCGCACCUGGAGCUUCCUAUUGGACCUGGCUUCACUGGUGCCCACGGACGCGGCCUAUGUGCGGCUGGGUCCCCACAUUCCCACACUCAGGCUAAACCGCUUUCUCCGUGUACCCCGCCUCUUUGAGGCCUUUGAUCGCACGGAGACCCGCACAGCUUACCCGAAUGCUUUCCGCAUCGCCAAAUUGAUGCUCUACAUCUUUGUUGUCAUCCAUUGGAACAGUUGCUUAUACUUUGCCCUGUCCAGGUACCUGGGGUUCGGACGGGAUGCAUGGGUAUACCCAGAUCCCGCGCAGCCUGGCUUUGAGCGCUUGCGGCGCCAGUAUCUCUACAGCUUCUAUUUCUCCACUCUAAUUCUGACCACUGUGGGUGACACGCCACUGCCAGCCCGGGAGGAAGAGUACCUCUUCAUGGUGGGUGACUUCCUGUUGGCUGUCAUGGGUUUCGCCACCAUCAUGGGUAGCAUGAGCUCUGUCAUCUACAACAUGAACACUGCAGAUGCAGCCUUCUACCCAGACCAUGCUCUGGUAAAGAAGUACAUGAAGCUGCAGCGUGUCAACAGGAGAUUGGAGCGGCGUGUCAUUGACUGGUACCAGCAUCUGCAGAUCAACAAGAAGAUGACCAACGAGGUAGCCAUCUUGCAGCACUUGCCGGAGCGGCUGCGGGCAGAGGUUGCUGUGUCUGUCCACCUGUCUACCCUGAGCCGAGUCCAGAUCUUCCAGAACUGUGAAGCCAGCCUGCUGGAAGAGCUGGUGCUAAAGCUCCAGCCCCAGACCUACUCACCAGGAGAGUAUGUGUGCCGCAAAGGAGACAUCGGCCGAGAGAUGUACAUCAUCCGUGAGGGUCAGCUGGCUGUGGUGGCAGAUGAUGGUGUCACACAGUAUGCUGUGCUCGGUGCAGGGCUCUACUUUGGGGAGAUCAGUAUCAUCAACAUCAAAGGGAACAUGUCUGGGAACCGACGGACAGCCAAUAUCAAGAGCCUAGGUUAUUCAGACCUAUUCUGCCUCAGCAAGGAGGAUCUGCGGGAGGUGCUGAGUGAGUAUCCACAGGCCCAGGCCGUCAUGGAGGAGAAGGGCCGUGAGAUCCUGCUCAAAAUGAAUAAAUUGGAUGUGAAUGCUGAGGCAGCUGAGAUCGCCCUCCAGGAGGCCACAGAGUCUCGGCUAAAAGGCCUUGACCAGCAGCUGGAUGAUCUACAGACCAAGUUUGCUCGCCUGCUAGCUGAGCUGGAGUCCAGUGCACUGAAGAUCGCUUACCGCAUUGAAAGACUGGAGUGGCAGACUCGAGAGUGGCCAAUGCCAGAGGACAUGGCUGAGGCUGAUGAUGAGGCUGAGCCUGGGGAAGGAACGUCCAAGGAUGGAGAGGAAAAGGCUGGCCUGGAGGCACCCUCAGGCAUAUAA